CUGUAGCCAGAUGUUACUGUAUUCAUACUGCCUUGACGAGGUUACGGUGUGACGACAUGGCAGCCCAAAAAGCUGUCGAGCUCCCGAACGAGCUUGCGGAGCUGGGAAUUGCAUGGAACGAGCCUUUACCUGAAAUUGCUGAGGUUAUUGCUGCGAAGCUAAUCUGCAGCCCUCACGCGCUUCUACAUCUUGCCGAGGUUUCGCGCUUCUGGCACGAUUUCCUCAGUCAGCCACAAGUCUGGGAGCGCCUUAGCGCCGCUCGUUUUGGCGAGGAAGCGGCGCCAGCUCCGCUGCAGCCGCCCGUGUGGUUGCCCGAAUGGAGCUUUAUUCAGGGACUGGACUCGGGUGGCAACGACGUCGCCACUCCUGACGACACCUGUACCGACCGCUCCCCCGCCGCGUUGGCGAGGCUGGCGGACGCACGUGGUGGUGUGGCAUUUAACACCAAUGGCUGGGUGAAGCGCGCGCUGCUGCCGUUUGCGCGCUGGGAGCGGUUCAGUUACGAGCCUGGGGCAGGCACGUACGUCCGCAGUCGCGCGCUGGUGCACCAGCUGGGCAUGCCGCCGCGGCCCGAGCAGCUGCAGGGCCCAGAGGAGGCGGAGGGCGCCGGGGCGGGAGGGGCAGUGCUGGCCCGGCCGCCCCAGUUCCCGGGCUGGGUGUAUUACGCGCUGCUGGACUCGCCCGGCAGCGACGUGCGCCACCCGGCUACAGGGGAGAUGCACUUCCGCUCCAGCUGCGCCAGCCUUGCGGAGCUGGCAGCGGUGGCGGCCGAGUACCCGGGAGUGGUGGCGUUCAACAGCAGCGGUGUGCUCAAACACGACAUUGAGCCGCAGGUGCACUGGCGGAGGUGGGCCGAGUCGGCCUGGUGUGGGCUGUACGUGAAGGCGGAGGUGGUGGCGGCCAGGAGCCUGCUGCAGCCACUGCCCAGUGGCGGCCUGGACCCGCGGUUGCGUUUCUUCCAACGUGGCCAGACCCGGCUGCUGGCGGCCAGGGACGUGGACGUGACAUGGCUCAACAACUCCUAUCUGUCGAGGCGGCCUGACCCUCAGGGUCCGGGGCAGGGCGCGGGCGGCGGGGUGCAUGAUCACGAGGAGGAGGACGACGACAGUGAUCAGGAUGCGGAUCCGGAGGACGCAGAUCAGGAUGAGGAGGGUGACGAUGGACACGUGGACAACGAUGAUUACGACUACGAUGAUGAUAAUAAUGACAAUCGCCACUUCCGGAGUGAUGACGGCGGUGGUGGUGGCGGCGACGGAGAUGGGGAGGGGGGGCCAGGGCAAGGUGCUGGUGGCGGCGGUGGUGGUGGAGAGGCAGCGGGCGCGGGAGCGGGACCGCCGCCACAGCCUCCGGUGCAGGUGGUUCAGCUGCACAACGUGUGCUGGCUCAACCUGGAGGGCACCUUCCUCGGCGUGGGCCCGGGCCGCUACCGGGCCAGCUGGUGGCUGCGCGUGGGGCGCGACUGCAACAUAGAGGCGCUCAACUUCAAAUGCCGCCUGCUUGCCAAGCGGCCCUACCCCACCUCCGCCGGCGCCCCUACCUCCACCCCCGCCGCCUCCUCCGCCCCAGCCCCAGCCACCGCCUCCAUCCCCACCCCCACUCUCACCGGAGCCGCCCCCCGGGGUACCGCCGUUGGCGGAGGUGCCGUCGGCGCCGCGACCGCUGCAGCCUCUGCUGCCGCUGCUGCCGCCGCUGCUGCUGCUGCUGCCGCCGCUGCUACAUCCUUGGAUUUGUCAUGUGCUGUGCCGGGUCCGGAGCCCAGGUCAGACCUGGACGUCAGUGAGGUGGAUCAGGGGGAGCUGAUGGACCAGGCGGGCAGGGGCUGGUACGAGCAGGCCGCGGGCGAGUUCGAGGUGCCGCCGGGCGCCAUCUACGAUGUGGCCGUCAGCCUGUGGAACCACGACAGUUGGUGGAAGAGGGGGCUCAUGUUCAAGGAGCUCGUGCUCACGCCGCUGGCCGCCGGCGCCGCCUCGGACCGCGCCGCCCGCGCCGCCGCUGACGUCGCCGCCGACGCCGUGUCGCCCACGCCACUGCCGCCGGGUCUGGAGCCGAGUGUGACGCACUUUGACGCGGCGGCGGGGCUGCGGCGGCGACCCAACGGCGCCGUGUCGAGCUGGCAGGACGUGCACCCCGACCGCCGCAGCAACGUGCUCACCUUCUUCAGAGGCACCGGCGCCGCCAGCCGCUGCACCCGCCUGUACGAGCCGCCACCGCCGCCUCCGGUUGUAGCAGCAGCAGCAGCAGCAGCAGACGCAUCAGCAGAUGCAGAUGCAGCAGAACCGCCGGCAGUAGCAGGGGCAGCACGCGCAGAAGGCGGAGGAGCAGGGGAUGCUGCCGGCCCCUCGGCAGCCGGCGCAGCCCUGGCCCCGGUGGCGGCGGCGGCGGCGGCGGCGGCGGCGGCGGCGGCGGCGGCUUCAGAUCCGGGCCAGGCGGAUUCGGCGGUGGGGGUGCGGCUGGGUGGCCGAACUGCGGCCAACGUAGCCGUGUCGUUUGACGGGCGGGGAGGGGCGCGCAUGGAGGACGCCGCGCUCCCCAACUGGAGCGCCAGUCCCGAGGCGCCCUUCACCUUUGUGUGGAUCGGCCGCUUCGCCCGCUCGCCGCGGCAGCACGAGCAGUGGCUGCUCAGCCUCAACCGCACCGUCACCAACUACGACCAGGAGUUGUGCUGGAGCACACACCAGCUGUUCACCUUCACCAUCGAUCAGGAGUUCUCCAUGGUCCACAACUACGAAGUUGACCGGACCGCGCUCCAGGGCAGCAGCAUGGCGCUGCUGGACGCAGCAGCAGGGGAGGCUGGCGAGAGCCGGCACGUGCACGCGCCGGAGAACACCUGGACGAUGGAGGCGGUUGUCCGCGAGGCGGGCGGCACGGCAGCCGCCUACCACCGAUGCGCCGCCGCGCCCUACCCCUCCAACGGCGGGGCUGCCGCGCCCGGCGGCGCUGCCGCCGGCACUCGCGCGGAGGCCGCUAGUGGCGGGGCCGGACACGGCGCGAACACGGGGGGGCGGCGGGGGCCGCGGCUGCUGACGUGGCGCCUGGACUCCGCGCCGCGUGCGGUGGGCGGCGCCGAUCUCAACGUGGGCUGCGACAUGCGCGACCUGCAACACAACAUCAACGCCAAGUUCCUGCGCGGCGACAUGGCCGUGCUACUCAUCUACAACCGCGCCCUGCCCACACACGAGCUGCAGCAGCUGGCACAGGCGUACGCGCCCCGAUUCGGAUUCUGAGCGGGUUCUACACCGUGCUGUGUGUGUCGUGGAGCUUCGGUAGGUCAACGAGAGAAGCGUUCGAAAUUGACAUGGUGGAGGCCUGGAGGGGGCCGAAUGGGCGGGCGGGUAGUUGGGCACGCUGUAUCGUAGGAGGCCACGUGUCAUGCGCGUGUGGGGUUUGAACAGGCAUGAUGAGAGAGUGAGAGAGGCUCGGCGCAGCAGGGGCACUGCAGAGGCUGAUGCCCCCAAAGGCGUCGGCGCCCCCACAAUUGGCGCGCGCGGCGCAUUCGUGGCUAACAUGGCACAGCCAGCCGAAAGACUGCGAGUGCACGACUGCUGCUGACUGGCGCUUGGGAGGUGGAGUUGUGACAUGAUACUAAGGGUGGCAGGAUGAUUUGGGGGCACGAAGCCGUAUCGCCGCUGCUUGGCUGCUACGCAACGCACCAUGAGGGGGAACGGGAGCGGAGGCGGGAAGCGGCACAACCCGGUCGCUGCGCCCAAGGCUGCGCCCGCCUCCGGCCGAUCGUGCAGGAAGCUGCCUGCCCUGAACCUGUCAAAUGGAGAUGGAGCCA
Messenger RNA from Chlamydomonas reinhardtii, 3778 nucleotides. RefSeq lists its product as uncharacterized. The transcript is spliced from 20 exons. Lineage: Eukaryota; Viridiplantae; Chlorophyta; Chlorophyceae; Chlamydomonadales; Chlamydomonadaceae. The record is from RefSeq and is a predicted model, not a curated record. Gene Ontology annotation, molecular function: protein binding. Bases 57 to 3224 code for a protein of 1055 amino acids.